AGUAGAAGCAGAACUGACUUAUACUGGCAGGAAGCUGUAACUCCUAGAGUUUUCUCAGGAUCUGUGAAGUAAAACAGAACUCUUAUUUCUCUGCAUCCCGUGUUUCAUGCAACUUUUGCAAUAUCCAUUCAUUUAUGCCUAGAAGGCCCUGAAGUUACACAGGGUAUUUCUGAUUUGUUUUGUCUUAUGUGGAAUAUUAACUCUAAAACGAAACCCAGAAGUUUAACAUACAUCAAAUUCUAGAAAGAGCAUCCUCCUAAAUUGAAUAUCAAAGCUUCUUUUUAUCUCAUGUUUGGAGGAAUUAAAUCUCCAAAACCAUAGAAAAGAUUGAUCGGAAGAACGGUUCAGCAUGAAUUCCUCUGUAUUGCUGCGUCUCAUGGUGAUGCUGGCUCAACUUUGGCCUUGCUCUCCCAGCACGCAGAGCUCCAGAACUCAAAAGACAGUUCAAUCUUUCACAGCAGUUCGAAGAGUGAAACGUGGCUGGCUGUGGGAGCCCCUCUUUGCAACUGAGGAACAGAUUUCACCGAAUCCUGUGUAUAUUGGGCAGCUGAAAUCAGAUUUAGACAAGCAGGAUGGCAACUUAAAAUACAUUUUGACUGGGGAGGGAGCUGAAAGCUUUUUUAUCAUGAAUGAAUAUAAUGGCAAAAUUUAUGUAACUCAAAAGCUGGACCGAGAAAAGAAAUCUUUCUACAUUCUAAGAGCACAAGCAAUUAACAGGAGCACUCAUCUUCCUGUUGAGCCUGAAUCAGAAUUUAUCAUCAAGGUUCGAGAUGUCAAUGACAAUGAACCUCAGUUCUUGGAUGGACCUUAUGUGGCCACUGUUCCAGAGAUGUCACCUGAAGGUACUUCUGUUACACAGGUAACAGCUACAGAUGCCGAUGAUCCUUCUUAUGGGAAUAGUGCUCGUCUGCUUUACAGUCUCAUUCAGGGACAGCCUUAUUUCUCUGUGGAGCCGAAGACAGGGGUCAUUAGAAUGGCUUCCCAAAUGGACAGGGAAACAAAAGAUCAGUAUUUGGUCAUCAUUCAAGCCAAAGAUAUGGUUGGGCAACCAGGAGCACUUUCUGCAACAGCCACUGUUACCAUCAACCUCUCCGACGUCAAUGACAAUCCACCUAAAUUUCAACAGCGGCUCUACUACAUGAGUGUCUCUGAAGAGGCUCCCGUUGGCACCACCGUCGGCAGAGUCUUCGCAGAGGACAGUGACACCGGGGACAAUGCAGCCAUGGACUAUUCCAUUGAAGCAGAUAGCUCAGAUGCUUUUAACAUCAUUACUGACAAUGAGACUCAAGAAGGAAUUAUCUUACUAAAAAGGAGAGUGGAUUAUGAGAGCAAAAGGAGACACAGUAUUGAAGUAAAAGCUGUAAACAGAUACAUUGAUGAGCGUUUUUUGAAAGAAGGACCAUUUGAAGACACAACCAUUGUCAAAAUCAGUGUGGAAGAUGCUGAUGAACCUCCAGUUUUCACCUUAGAGAACUAUAUGAUGGAGAUCACUGAAGGAGCUGAGAGUGGUUCACUGGUGGGGGUCGUAACAGCUAGAGAUCCAGAUGUUGACAACAGUCCAAUCAGGUACUCUAUUGUCCACAGCACACUUUUAAAGAGACUGUUCAGCAUCAAUGAACACAAUGGAGCAAUCAUUACCACUGAACCUCUGGACCGAGAGAUAGCUUCUUGGCACAAUAUAACUGUUACAGCCACAGAAACAAGAAAUCCUGAAAAAAUUUCAGAAGCAAAUGUGUAUGUCCAAGUUCUCGAUGUUAAUGAUAAUGCACCAGAAUUCCCUAAAGAUUAUGAAACAUUUGUUUGUGAAAAUGCAGUUUCUGGACAGCUAAUUCAAAGCAUCAGUGCAGUGGAUCAAGAUGACUCAACAGAAGGUCACCAUUUUAAUUUCUCAUUGGCUCAGGAGGAUGCAAACAGCUCACAUUUUACUGUCAAAGACAAUCAAGAUAACACAGCUGGAAUUUUCACAGCAAAAAGUGGCUUCAGGAGGCAAGAGCAGUUUUUUUUCUACUUGCCAAUCUUAAUUCAGGAUAAUGGAACCCCACCUCUGACAAGCACAAAUACUCUCACUGUCACUGUCUGCGACUGUGACACUGAAGUCAACAUCUUCUACUGUCGAUAUGGAGCUUUCAUGUAUUCCUUGGGUCUCAGCACAGAGGCUUUGGUUGCUGUUUUGGCUUGCAUAUUAAUAUUCCUGGUGUUCUUUUUGGCAAUUGUCACCAUAAGGCAGCAGCAGAAGAAGAAGCCUCCCUUUUCAGAGAAGAUGGAAGAAUUCAGAGAGAACAUUGUCAGUUACGAUGACGAAGGCGGGGGCGAGGAGGACACGGAAGCCUUUGACAUUUCAGCACUGAGGACACGCACUGCCGUGAGAACGCACAGGCCUCGGAAGAAGGUGGCCUCUGAAAUCCAGAGCCUCUACAGACAGUCUCUGCAGGUUGGCCCAGACAGUGCAAUCUUCAGGCAAUUCAUUUCAGAAAAGCUCGAAGAAGCAAAUACAGAUCCUAGCGUUCCUCCCUAUGACUCACUUCAGACCUAUGCGUUUGAGGGGACUGGCUCCUUGGCGGGAUCCCUCAGCUCCUUGGGUUCAACCUCUUCAGACAUGGAUCAGAGCUAUGAGCACCUUGCAGACUGGGGACCUCACUUUAAACAGCUUGCAGGCAUGUACUCUUCCCACACAACUGUGGGGGAUUAAGCACUCUUUGAAUUGUUCUUUUGUUUUCCUAAGUCUCAGCAACCAAAUACAACUGCAGAUUUUUCAAAAAGAGAUCAUCACACAUUAAAAUAUGAGAAAUAAGAGCCCAAGGGUUUUAAUAUGGAAAGUUUUGGAUGUGGAAACCUCUUGACAGGAUAAAACAUACAAGGGAUUUUGCCACAUGAAGGGAUGGAGGUUAUAGUUUGCAAAUCUUAUGGUUAUCUUAGUGCUUAAUACAAACUAUGCUGCUUUGGAUAUCUAGAGCCUCUUCUGGAUACUGAAAAUCUGGAUCUUGCUUGUACAAAAGGAGGAGUAGAAGCCAUAAAUGGAUGUUGCAAACAUACUGUCAUCCAUAAGCUUUAAAUGGUUUCCAAAGUUGACAGACUUGCUGUUGCAGUUGAAUACAUACAUUAACCAAAGUUAAACACGCAUAUUUGUAUAAUGCUUCAUUAUAUAAAUAUAAUUGUGUGAAAAAGUAGACCCUAGAUAUUCUAAUAUUGUUGUCAGAAGUGCUCACAAAAUCACCUAUUUAUUGUUCUUAGGAUGAUAAAACUAAAACAAAUGUCUUUUCCUAUCAGUAUAAAAAUAAAAACCCAUUACAACAUCAGCAAGUAUUUGCUGCCAUUUUAGUUUUUAAUGAAACUAUUGGAAAAUGUGUAAACCAAUAUUUAAUUUGGCAAAUAAGAUAGGAAAAA
Sturnus vulgaris (Common starling) is the source of this 3384-nucleotide messenger RNA. NCBI's taxonomy places the organism in Eukaryota, Metazoa, Chordata, Aves, Passeriformes, Sturnidae. The record is from RefSeq and is a predicted model, not a curated record.